Messenger RNA from Diospyros lotus (date-plum), 756 nucleotides. RefSeq names its product pathogenesis-related protein STH-21-like. The transcript is spliced from 2 exons. Bases 130 to 612 code for a protein of 160 amino acids. The record is from RefSeq and is a predicted model, not a curated record. Gene Ontology annotation, molecular function: signaling receptor activity; abscisic acid binding; protein phosphatase inhibitor activity. Gene Ontology annotation, cellular component: nucleus; cytoplasm. Gene Ontology annotation, biological process: defense response; abscisic acid-activated signaling pathway. NCBI's taxonomy places the organism in Eukaryota, Viridiplantae, Streptophyta, Magnoliopsida, Ericales, Ebenaceae.
AGACUUCAGAAGCAUUCACCUAAUUUUCUUAGUAGACAAGCCCUAACAAGCAAAUAUCAUAUCCCCUUCUUCUAUCUCAAAUCUUCAUUCAAUCCAUUGCUUGCAGAUCUGUUGCAGUAAUUACAAGACAUGGGCGUCACCAAAGUCAAUCAAUCCUUCAAAACCCAAGUGACUCGAGAUAGGAUGUUCAAGGCCCUGAUCCUUGAUUCCCACAACCUCUGCCCCAAGCUCAUGUUUUCAUCAAUCAAGAGCAUUGAAUUCAUUGAGGGCAAUGGAGAAGUCGGAAGCAUCAAGCAGAUGAACUUCACCGAAGCUAGCCCUAUGAGGUAUGCCAGACUUCGGAUCGACGCUCUAGACAAGGAGAAUUUCACGUGCAAGUACACGUUUACCGAUGCCGACACCUUGAUGGAGAAGCUGGAAUCCAUCACCUGCGAGGUGAAGUUUGAGCCUUACGGCUAUACGGGAUGUAUUUGCAGGAUGACGAGCGAGUAUAGAACGAAGGAGAAUGUGGAGAUCAAAGAAGAAGACAUCGAGAUGGGCAAGGACAGAGCCAUUGGCAUGUAUGAAGUUGUGGAAGCCUAUCUCCUGGCCCACCCCCAUGCCUAUAUUUGAAACCUUCAAACAUGUUUGUUUCAACGUAUGCUUUCCUCUUUACUUCCAGAACACUUUUGCCUUUCUUGUUGUGGAUCUUGAAGUUGCUUGAAAGAUAUAUUCUUCAUGUAAAUUUUGGAUAUCUCUGGAAUUGGGUUUUGUUCA